Messenger RNA from Triticum dicoccoides, 606 nucleotides. RefSeq lists its product as uncharacterized. Bases 1 to 606 code for a protein of 201 amino acids. The record is from RefSeq and is a predicted model, not a curated record. The transcript is spliced from 4 exons. Lineage: Eukaryota; Viridiplantae; Streptophyta; Magnoliopsida; Poales; Poaceae.
AUGGAGAACCGACGAUGGAUGCCCAAAGGAGAAGCCAUAGCUUCAUCAGCAACUCCCUUUGUGCACUUUUACCUGCUGAUUCUGAUUGUUGUUCUUCUUGCUCCUCGUCUCGGCGGCUCCUCCCAGUACACCGGCUACACCCGUGGCGGCAAGCAUUUCGUCAUCAGUUCAUCCGACGCACAACGUCCACCACCACCGACGUCCUGCUCUACCAUUUCUUUAUUCAAACACGGCGGUGGAAUGGCAAGACCAGAUAGUUCAUUUAUUUCUUCCGGAGAUGGCGGAAUAGCAAGAAAUUUGCCCGUACUCCAUCAACUAAGCCCAUGCUCUCCCCUCAACACGUCUACGCUUGCUCGUCGUGACUUUCUCCGACGCAGUGGCAGCCUAGGUCAUCCACACUCACGGCUACUUAACUCCGGUGCGACCAUCCCAACCACUGCCAUUCCCUUCCCGACUCUCCGGGGCGCUUCCGAGUUCCACGUAGUUGUCGGCUACGGCACUCCGGCGCAAAAGCUCGCCGUAUCAUUUGAUAGCACACUGGGAGCCACCCAUGCGUGGCACCAUCGAUGGGCGACCUCGACACCUGCUACAACUUCACUGGUCUGA